This is a messenger RNA of Morus notabilis, 1879 nucleotides long. Its product is annotated as transcription factor MYC2. Gene Ontology annotation, cellular component: nucleus. The record is from RefSeq and is a predicted model, not a curated record. Bases 149 to 1726 code for a protein of 525 amino acids. Gene Ontology annotation, biological process: regulation of DNA-templated transcription. The transcript has a single exon. Gene Ontology annotation, molecular function: transcription cis-regulatory region binding; DNA-binding transcription factor activity; protein dimerization activity. NCBI's taxonomy places the organism in Eukaryota, Viridiplantae, Streptophyta, Magnoliopsida, Rosales, Moraceae.
AAAGAAAAAGAAAAAUAAACCAGACAAAGGAAAGACAAAUCUCCUCUCUCUCACACACACACACGCAAGUUAAGCAAGCAUUAUAUAUAUAUAUAUAUAUAGAUAUAUAUAUUAUCUUUUAAAAUUACUCGGCAAAUAAUCCAGAGAUAUGGAAGACCUAAUGAUCUCACCAUCUUCAUCUUCUUCUCUUAUCUCUUUGUCAACCCAUGAAGCUUCCCCACCGACUCUUCAACAGAGGCUUCAGUUCAUCGUCAAAAGCCAGCCAGAUUGGUGGGCCUACGCCAUUUUCUGGCAAACCUCAAACGACGACAACGGGAGGCUCUUCUUGGCUUGGGGAGAUGGCCAUUUCCAAGGCGUCAAAGACACAAUAUCUCCUAUAAACAGCAACAGCAGCAACAACAACAAUCAUUACUCGGCCGUUUCCGCCGGGAUACACGCCGAGCGGAGGAAAAUGCUCAAGGGAAUCCAAUCCCUCAUCAACGACAACAACCUUCCCGACAUCGAUAACAUCAUGGCCAUAAAUGGUGACGUCACUGACGCCGAGUGGUUCUAUGUCAUGUCCCUCACUCGCUCGUUCUUAGCGGGCGACGGGGUGCCCGGCAAGGCGUUUAGCACCGGCUCUCUGGUGUGGUUGACCGGCGUUCAUGAGCUACAGUUCUACAAUUGCGAAAGAGCCAAAGAAGCCCAAAUGCAUGGGAUUGAGACCUUGGUCUGUAUCCCGACUUCUACCGGAGUUCUAGAACUGGGAUCCUCCGAAAUAAUAAGGGAGAACUGGUGUUUAGUCCAGCAGGUCAAAUCCUUAUUUGGGUCCGAUCUGUAUACGAAUCAAAACGACACAGGGCCAAUACAGUUUCUCAACGGAAACAUAUCCUUCGCGGACAUUGGCAUAAUAGCCGGUGUCCAAGAGGAGGAUAAGUACUCCCCCGACGAGAUCAAGAAAAAGGAAACCCUCGAUUUGAUGAUGAUGAAGAAGAGGAAGAAGAAAGAAGGCAAUAGUGCUUAUGUCGACUCGGAGCAUUCGGACUCAGACUGCCCUUUAAUCACCGUCAACAACAACAACAACAACAACAUAAGUACCGGAGAGAAACGUGCUCCGAAGAAACGAGGCAGGAAACCGGGGCUCGGCCGCGACACGCCGCUGAACCACGUGGAGGCGGAGCGGCAGCGGCGGGAGAAGCUGAACCACCGGUUCUACGCGCUGCGGGCGGUGGUCCCGAACGUGUCGAGGAUGGACAAGGCGUCACUGUUAUCCGACGCCGUUUCGUACAUCAACGAGCUCAAAGCAAAGAUAGACGAUUUGGAGUCGCAGCUGCAGAGGGACCAGAGCAACAAGAAAGUGAAGCUCGAGGCAGCCGACACCAUGAGCUUGGACAACCAGAGCACGACCACUUCGGUCGACCAAACCAAACCGCCCAACAGCAACAGCAGCAGCAACAAGAGCAACAAUAUAAAUUCUGUUACCGGCAACAUUAAUGGCCUCGAAAUCGAGGUCAAAAUUAUCGGAACAGACGCAAUGAUUAGGGUUCAGUCAGAAAACGUGAACUACCCAUCGGCUAGGCUAAUGGGUGCGUUGCGUGACCUAGAGUUUCAAGUCCACCAUGCCAGUGUGUCCAGCAUCAAUGACCUAAUGCUUCAGGACGUUGUUGUGAAGAUUCCAGAAGGAAUUGUACUGAUGAGGACCCAGGAGGGUCUCAAAUCCGCUCUUCUCAGAAGAUUAGAGCAGUAAUUAAAAGUACUUAUGAUCAUAAUCAUGCUUAAUGUUUGUCACGGCAGCUUUUGAUUUCUUUUAUUUGUUUAAGCUUCUUGUUAAUUAUCACGGUCAUGGUCCUUUUUUUUUUUUCCUUUGUGAAAUAUAUUACCGUGGAGAUGAUGAUGAUGA